Molecule: messenger RNA, 2094 nt
Organism: Dendronephthya gigantea
Lineage: Eukaryota; Metazoa; Cnidaria; Anthozoa; Malacalcyonacea; Nephtheidae
Product: polypeptide N-acetylgalactosaminyltransferase 2-like
Exons: 14
Coding region: 118-1803 (561 amino acids)
Cellular component (GO): Golgi apparatus
Source: RefSeq, a predicted model, not a curated record
AUCCACGCGUCGUGCUGAGUCGAACAUGCGAGCUAUAACAUACUCAGUGGAGAGCAAUAUUUCUUUUUAUUAAUUUUUAAUGAAAUUCUACCGGAUAAGUUUAUCAAAAAAUCGAGGAUGAUUUGGCGGAGGAGGCGCACGAUUUAUGUAUUGCUAUUAUUGCUUUGGUUUUUUUCCGUGCUUUAUUUUAUGGACGGUUUUCGCGUGGUGAAGUCGACGAGUUUGCGGUCUCCAAGUGAUGUAGACAACGGCAUGGGUAAUGUUAAUUUUAAUGAAAAUGAAUAUGUGAAUGCUAAAAAAAUAGACAAGGAUCCUUUUAAAGAGAAUGGGUUUAAUCGUAAAGCAAGUGACAACCUUGCCAGUGACAGAGUGAUUCCAGACACAAGACAUGCAAGUUGCACAACUUUAAAGUAUUCAAACAAUUUACCACCAACCAGUGUUAUCAUAACUUUCCACAAUGAAGCAAGGUCAACCUUACUAAGAACUGUGAAAAGUAUUUUAAACAGAAGUCCAGCAAAAUUGAUCAAAGAAAUUAUACUUAUCGAUGAUUUUAGUAAUGACCGUAAGUUCCUUCACAUUAGGAUUUUGCUUAUUGAUGUUGUAUUUUGUUUUAAUUCACAUGUGUUUUGUUUAGCUAAUGAUGGCUCUAUGCUGCUGUCUCUUCCUAAAGUACGAUUAAUUCGCAAUGACAAGAGAGAAGGUCUCAUUCGCUCUCGUGUCCGUGGUGCUGAUGCAGCAACAGGAAGGUUGUUGACGUUCUUGGACAGUCAUUGUGAAUGCAAUGUUGGCUGGCUUGAACCAUUGCUAAUGAGAGUUGUUGAGGAUCCAACGCGGGUCGUUUGUCCAAUUAUUGAUGUGAUUAGCAUGAAAAAUUUUAAGUAUAUUGGAGCUUCUGCUGAUAUCAAAGGAGGUUUUGAUUGGAGUUUGCAUUUCAAGUGGGAUGAGCUGACACCUCAGCAGAAAAUCGAACGAAGAAAUGCACCCACUGCUCCGAUAAAGACACCUAUGAUCGCUGGGGGAUUAUUUGUGAUUGAUAAGGACUUCUUCACGAAGAUAGGAAAAUAUGAUACAAUGAUGGAUAUAUGGGGUGGUGAGAACUUUGAGAUUUCAUUUCGAACCUGGAUGUGUGACGGCAGUAUGGAGAUCAUUCCUUGUUCACGUGUUGGACACGUUUUUCGCAAGAAACACCCGUAUUCCUUUCCGGAUGGAAAUUCAAAUACCUACAUACGAAACACAAGACGGACGGCUGAAGUCUGGAUGGACGGUUACAAGAAAUUCUAUUUUGCCGCUCGACAUGGUUCAAAGAAUAGCCCUUAUGGAAACGUGAAAUCCCGCGUUGAGUUACGAAAGAAUUUAAAAUGCAAGUCUUUUAAGUGGUAUUUGGAAAAUGUCUAUCCAGAGCUACAAGUGCCAGAUCAGAAUGACGUGGCGUUUGGUGAAUUAAGGCAAGGCGAGCUGUGUUUAGACACGAUGGGUCAUCUUGGCGGAGGCUCGGUUAGGACCAUGAAAUGUCACGGAGGUGCGGGCAACCAGGAGUGGUCUUUAACGCGAAAUAACAAAGUAAAACAUCAUGAUCUCUGUCUGACAUUACAAGAAAAAUCUGCUGGUCAGAUUGUCAAAUUAGAAGGUUGUAGAAAAGACUCCGCCCAGUUAUUUCAACAUCUUAGAGACAAAACUCUCAGGCACAAGAACACGGGGUUUUGUCUACAAAACAACAAUUCACAAGUUGAUCUAACCGUCGAGAAAUGCAAGUCGAAUGAACUACUUCAAAAAUGGAAAUUCUCCUUAUAUAUCGACAUGUGAAGAGCUCAGAAAGUUGGAGUUGAAGACCUGAGGAAGGUUUGAAAAAAACGGGGUUGUCUGCUUUCGUGAAAACACCAGUCAAAAAUCAACUUGGCUUUGGGCAGUCCAAAAUCAAUGCCUUCACUCAUUCGUAUUCCCUCCAAAAACCAGCUAAGUAGCUACGGGUAUUUGCAGGAAUAUUUACAUAGCUAUUUUGAAGUAUUUUCUCACCACCGCACGCUAAAUGAAAAAAAAAUUUAACUAACGCAAAAUUAUUACAGAAAUUAAUAUAAAAAACUAACCGUUUAAUUU